AUGUACGCCCUGGACCCGCGGCUGUGGGACGGCUGUGCCUGCGACGACGCGGAGCCCGCCUCACACCACGACCCCUACGCCGCGGCCCACGCCAGCGCCAGCCAGGGCUACAGCCAGGGCUACAGCCGGCGCCUCGGCAGCGGCCUCAGCUGCAGCUGCUCCGGGGCACAGCUGCUGUCCAUCCCACAGCAGCUGACCCGCAGCCGCCUACCCGUCCGAUCACUCGUCGUGGAGGCGGCAGGCACGCAGACGCUGAAGGCCUCGGAUCUCGACUGCUGCAGGAGAGACCUGCAGGAUCUGACGCUGGCGGACCUCAAGAACCUCACCAGCAUCGAGAGCGGCAUCUUGCACGACAUGGGUCAGCUCAGAACCUUGGAGCUGUACCGGCUGCAGAAGCUGACCCACAUCCCACACGACGUCUUCAACGUGGCCAUGCCCAGGCUGAGGCUGCUGCGCAUCAUGCAGACGGGGCUGAAGCAUCUGCCGCCGCUCAACAUGCUGGCCCAGAUCCUGGAGAUUGUUGAAUUCGAGGGGAACGACAUCAGCUUCCUCUCGUCGCACUCCGUGGCCGUGCGGACCUCCAUGCUCAACCUCGGCUACAACCUGAUCGAGCACGUCGCGGCGCGCGCCUUCGACACGUCGCAAAUCGCUCGCCUGAGCCUCAAGGGCAACGCCAACCUGCGCACCCUUCACCAGGACGCCUUCCUGGGCAUCGACAGUCUCCGACACCUCGACCUGUCGAGCACGUCCAUCACGGACCUGCCAACCCGCGGCCUGGAGAACUUGGAGCACCUCCUCCUGCAGGACACUCACCUGCUCAAAGUCUUCCCAGCCGCGUUCCAUUUCAAGGCUUUGCAGGUGGCCAACCUGACCUACCCGUACCACUGCUGCGCCUUCAGCUUCCCCGCCCAGCACCGGCCGCAGGAGUACGCCAACUACCAGGAAAAGCUGCGCGAAGCCCAGGCCCGCUGCUCCGCCCUCAACAGCUCCAACGUGGUGGCGGUGGCGGCGGAGGGCGCAAUGCAGCCACUCGCCAUGUUCCUGGGCCCCGCCGUCGUCGACAGCCGGCGGACCGCGGGCUGGGAGGAGGAGACCUUCCACCUGGACAACGUGACCCUCCACACGGGCGUGCUGGAGGCGGUGUGCGGCGCGCUGGGCCGACCGCGCCCGCCCGUCACGUGCUCGCCCGAGCCCGACGCCUUCUCGCCGUGCGAGGACCUCAUGGGCAACUGGCUGCUGCGGCUGUCGGUGUGGGCCGUGUCCGUGGCCGCGCUGGUGGGCAACGGCACCGUGCUGCUGGUGCUGCUAUCGCCGCGCCGCCGCCUCUCCGUGCCCCGCUACCUCAUGUGCCACCUGGCCGCCGCCGACCUGGCCAUGGGCGCCUACCUGCUCAUGCUGGCCGUCAUGGACGCCGUGUCCAUCGGCGCCUACUUCAACUACGCCAUCGACUGGCAGAACGGCAUGGGCUGCCAGGUGGCGGGCUUCCUCACCGUGUUCGCCAGCGAGCUGUCCGUGUUCACGCUCACGCUGCUCACCACGGAGCGCUGGUACACCAUCACCUUCGCCAUCCACAUGAACCGGCGGCUGCGCCUGGGCACGGCCAUGCGCAUCAUGGCGGCCGGCUGGGUGUACUCCGUGGUGAUGGCGCUGCUGCCCCUGGUCGGCGUCAGCGGCUACUACGUCACCAGCAUCUGCCUGCCGCUGCGGUCGCUGAUGACGCGCGACAGGGCGUACCUCGGCGCGCUGCUCGCCUUCACGGCGCUGGCCUUCACCGUCAUCUGCGCGUGCUACUGCCGCAUGUACAGCGCGGUGCGCGGCGGCCAGGACGCGCGCGCCGCCAUGCAGCGCUCGGACGUCACGCGCUGCGCCGUGCAGGUGGCCAAGCGCAUGACGCUGCUCGUACUGACGGACUUCGCGUGCUGGGCGCCCAUCGCCUUCUUCGGCGUGACGGCGCUGCUGGGCGCGCCGCUCAUCGACGUGCCGCGCACCAAGAUCCUCCUCGUCUUCUUCUACCCGCUCAACGCGUGCGCCAACCCUUACCUCUACGCCCUGCUCACCCGGCAGUUCCGCAACGACCUGGUCACGCUGCUGGGCCGCUACAAGUUCUUCGCCACGCGCGCCGCCAAGUACAAGGGCGGCCCGGCCACCACGCCGAGGGAGUCUUCGCGGCGCGUGGACCCGCUGAGCGGCGCCGCGCUGGCGCACCGCGCGUUGCACACGGGCCAGCUGGCCACGGCGUCGGGGCUGGUUCCCGCCAAGCAGCGCGACGACUCCACCGAGCUGGAGCUGGUGCUGGUGGAGCGGAGCCGCGUCGCCAGGACGUCCAUCGCGGCGCUGCCGCCGCCCGUCCCGGAGCCCGUCAAGGAGCCCGUCAAGGAAGCCGUCUUGGCCGUGGAGGAGGACGGCCAGGACGAGGCCGACGACGCGGCCUUGGCGACCUUGGCGGCCCCGGAAAGCAGUGCCGGCGUCUAG
Molecule: messenger RNA, 2472 nt
Organism: Thrips palmi
Lineage: Eukaryota; Metazoa; Arthropoda; Insecta; Thysanoptera; Thripidae
Product: lutropin-choriogonadotropic hormone receptor-like
Exons: 16
Coding region: 1-2472 (823 amino acids)
Biological process (GO): G protein-coupled receptor signaling pathway
Cellular component (GO): membrane
Molecular function (GO): G protein-coupled receptor activity; protein-hormone receptor activity; protein binding
Source: RefSeq, a predicted model, not a curated record